GGAAAUAAACGCUUGAACAUUAUGGACUGAGGAGAAGGCUUGGAGAAAGACGGGAAGAAGUGCGUAACACACGGACAACUAAAACCACGUCUAAUAACUGGUUUUGUGGCUAUUUGUUUGGGCAGAAAUGGAUUCGAAAAGUUUCCUCCUGCUUCUGGUGUUUGCCUGCACUGCCACUGCUGCGUUCAAGAACAACAGCGUGGGUGCGAGGAGUUUUGCCUACACAAACCAUUUAGUCACAGAUGAACCUCUAGACCUGGAUUACCUUUUAGGAGAAGGAGCUGCCAAAAUGAAUCAUUCUGAAGGUGGAGGCAUGCGUAAUAAAACCUAUACCCUCAUGCAGAAUAUCUCAGAAGAGGCCCUGCUGUUUCUCACGGGGCCUGUGUCCACUAUCCUCAUACCUUCUUGCUACACACUGGUCUGCCUCAUCAGUGUGCCCAUCAACAUCUGCGCAGUGAUGGCCUUCGCUCAGAGGAUCCGGCCUAAGAAACCAGCAGCCAUCUACAUGCUGAACCUGGCUUGUGCUGACCUGAUCUUUGCCCUGCUGCUGCCAUUCAAGAUCUCUUACCACUUUGCUGGUAACAACUGGAUAUUCGGCCCCAUCAUGUGCCGUGUGGUGACCGCAGCGUUUUAUUGGAACAUGUACAGCUCUGUUCUGCUCGUAACCUGCAUCAGUGUGGACCGGCUUCUCGCUGUGGUUUAUCCUAUAGACUCUCUGGUCUGGAGGAGACCAAGAAAUGCAAUCAUAGCAUGUGUCACCAUGUGGAUACUGUCCUUUGCUGGGUCUGUGCCUCUCGUUCUCUCCAACCAGACUGUUUACUUAAAUCAGUUGGACAUCACAACCUGCCAUGAUGUUCAGCUGUUAGAUGAUCUAAAGUGGCACUAUAAGAUUUACUUCAUCACCAUCUGCUCUGUCCUCUUCUUCCUGCCUCUGCUCAUCACUGUGGUGUCCUACACUCGUGUGAUCUGGGCGCUUAGCAGAGUCCCUCACGGCGUGCCAGGACGUUCACGCAGAAAGACGAGGGCAGUGGUGAUGGCUUUAACAGUGCUUGUGAUGUUUGUGCUGUGUUUCAUGCCUACAAACACUGCCCUCCUGGUGCACUACCUGCAGUUCAAUGAGGGAGUCCAAAACAGCGAAGAGGCCCCGAAUGGCUCCUACGCCCUGUAUCUUGUGUUUUUGUGUCUGGGGAGUCUCAACUGCUGUCUGGAUCCCAUGGUCUACUACUUCGGGUCGUCUCAGUGCCAGAGACAACUAUCCAGUGUGCUGAGAUGUGAGAAGAGUUUAGUCUCUAGCAUCAGUCAUUCCUCAAGUGAUUCAUACAGAUCCAACAGCCGGACUGUCCUGAAAAGCAGCUGCCGCACAGAAAGCACCAAAAUAAACCCUCCAGUCUCUGAAAAUGACUCUUUCCAAACAAACCUCAACAGCCAGUACAAGAAACUACUGGUCUGACAGACUUGAUUAACAUGUACUGUGAUUUUACAGCUAUAAAACAAGAUAUAUUUUAUUAUGAAAUAAUAGUAAUAGCAAAUAAACAUACAUAGGUGCUUUAAAGUGAGUCUGUGGGGAUGACCUAUGUAUUCAUACUUAAUGAUUGGAUGGAAUGAAGGAAAUUUAAGCUCUCAAGUCAACGAAAACAUUACAUUAAGCUAAAUUCCCCACAUAAACUCUUUAUUAUGCAGCAACAAAUGUACCAUGUCGAAUAGUCAUUGGAAUGAAGCAAAAGCAUGAGAAGGAAGUGGAAACUACAUGAGAAUGUUUUUACUUCUACAGAUAUUAUGCUGAUCACAGUGUUAUAUGUUUGCACUGCUUGUAUAAGCACUUAUGAGUUCAUAGGCCUUUGUAUGUGAAUCUGUUACACAUUUAAUGGAAGGAGAGUUCUACUAUUUUGUCAUUUGUUCUAUAUUUUUUGUUUGUGUAUAAAUGUAUUUUUAAGCAGUUGUUUAUAAAUUGCGAAUGUGUCUUAGUUUGAGCUUCUUUUUUUUUUCAAUAUGCACCUUUUUUUAUCACUCUGUAUUAUAGUAAAACAAAUUUUAAGCGAUUCUAUGAUGUGCUGUAGAAAAUAAUCGUCCACUCUAGCAUUGUUAGAUUCAUACUGCUCCCUGCUGGUGGGAAAUGUGCAGUGAAUGUUUAUUGAGUCUGGCAUUUUAUAUCCACUCUCCAUUAUACUGUAUUUUCUCCUCCACCAGGUUGUGCUACAUUACUGUUUAAGUACAAAAGCCACUUCUUAGACUGUGAAGGAACAGUAAUAAAAUGAGUGAAGAAGUCAGCAACUGACUGUCCCAAGUUCAGCCAUUUAUUCCACCCAUAAAAAUUUUAUGACCUUACUGCUGGCCAGGAGGGAAUGAACAGCACCUAUUAUUAAAUCUCUUUUAAAAUGAUCUGGUGAAGUAUUUCUUGACUAAUUUAUCAAAGAUUUUCUGUCAUUUUUUAAAGUUUUCAUUCCAAACACAAUACAUGUUUUAUAAAUAUCUAUCAUAGACAUGUGUUCAUGACACUUUUUUUUUUUGAGCAAUUCACUUUUUUAAAACAUCAUACCAUUGUGACAUACCUAUAAUAAAAAUGAGUAGAUAGAAUUCGUGCACAUGUUCCUGAUAAUUCUAUACUACUAUUUUUGUUUCAUUGUAUCAUGUCACCUUAAACAAGUAGACCUGCAGUUAAGAAGAAAUAUAUCUCUAUAUAAUAGAUGUCAUGGAAAUGUAAUGGAAAUGUAUGUAUGUGUGGAAAUGAAUAAAUCCUAAUAAAUUCCAAUUUUGGCUGA
Molecule: messenger RNA, 2759 nt
Organism: Sphaeramia orbicularis (orbiculate cardinalfish)
Lineage: Eukaryota; Metazoa; Chordata; Actinopteri; Kurtiformes; Apogonidae
Product: proteinase-activated receptor 1-like
Exons: 2
Coding region: 128-1450 (440 amino acids)
Biological process (GO): thrombin-activated receptor signaling pathway; positive regulation of Rho protein signal transduction; phospholipase C-activating G protein-coupled receptor signaling pathway
Cellular component (GO): plasma membrane
Molecular function (GO): thrombin-activated receptor activity
Source: RefSeq, a predicted model, not a curated record